GCUUCUUUUUUUUUUCCAUCAAGUGACCACAUGAAAGAGAAACUCGAGGCUUCGGUAGGUGGCAGUCGUGUCCCAUUUGCAGGAGACACAUGGGAGGAUCUAUCUCUCGAAUCUCUUGUCUCUCGAAUCUCUGUCUCAACCCUCACUGGCGCGAAUGAAUGUCUGAGUUCAAACCCCCCCAAAAUGAAUUAGUAAAAUUAUUUCAGCUCAUUAAAAGAGGGCUGAUAUAAUACAUCCAAAAAGUCGGGAAGGAAAAGAGGUUUAUGCAACAGCUGCGGCAGCAGAGCGAAGCCAGCAACAGAGGAAGUUCACAGAGAGCCUCAGUGAACCUGGAGGAGACGGGAUUCAUCCUCCUCUCUUCUUUCCUGCAGUUCUUGCGGCAGACACUGACGGAGUCGGAGCAGCUUGUCAGUGGGAGGUAACCUACACCAUGGCCCCUGAGCGCUUUGAGCCAUUCGGCGCCUGUCCGUGCUGCUGCGCCGCGCGUUUUUCUUUGGGUCGGUAAAUGCGGUGCGCACCGCGGAUCCCGUGCGGCGCGCGCUGGCUUUGCGCACACUGUGUUUUGAGGCAGGAUAAUUGGAAAGUGGUGUUCGGCUCGGAGCAGCUUUGAGUAACACUGCAGAGGAAGAAGAGGGGGGGAGAACAGGAGACCCCUCCGGUGUGGAUAAUAACACUUAAGCGGAAUCUCAGUCCUCGCAUCAGAAGGUGGAUAUGCGUAUUUGACGGAACUGGUGGGCAACACGGGAUGGGAUCAAAUGAGAUCAAGGCUCGACGUGAAGGACAUGGACGAAUUAAGCUUUUGGUGCCGCACCAUUGAGGGCUGAGUCUCCGACUGAGAUUUACCCGGGAUACCUGUGUCCUUUUCUUCUUCCAUCACUGUGUUCACUGAAGUGACUGACGACAUUUAGUCUCCAACUUUAUCCGACAUAUACUAAAAAAAGGUGAGGUACCACUUUUUUUUUUUUUCUUCCCUCCACCACCACUUUUUCCUUCGCAAAGGCUUUAAAAAAAAACCCGCACCAGGAUGUGAGGAGAAUCUAAUCAGCAUGGAAUGUCGUAAAAAAAUAGAGGACUUGAUUUCUUUGAAACAAAAAUAAGAAGUUAACAUUGGACCCUUAAAUAGCAGAGUGGCUUUAUCGACCGGGAGAUGCUCGUCAAGAUGUUUCCACCUGGAGAUUCUGACUGAUUUGCGUUCGUAGUAUUUGAUCGAAAUCAGCCUGAAGAAGAGUCAUCACUCAUUCUCAUCGAUCUGCAUCUGGAGGCGAUAUAGUUUCUUCCAGUUCCCCUUGAAUGAAUCAGGAAUAGCGGAUGUACUGCGAGCGUUCAUGUGGUGCCAGACUCCGGACUGAUGGUUGGAUUACACACCGCCCUCAAUGUGGACACCAGAUUCGCCAAAACCGCCUGAGAAUUGCGGAUGUUCCUCUGGUCGACGCGGUUUUUAGAAGAAGGACUGGAUCUCCAUGCCUCGCUGAGAAUCGGGGUUUAUUUUUCAUCAAACUGCAUUGUCAGCAUUCCUUGUCCCCAUCCAAUGCCUGCAUAAUUGGAUGAGACAGAAGGAAGACCGGUGACUGUAGAGAAAAAGCUGGACCGACAUUAUGGAUCCAUGGGAAUUAAAAUGAGGAAGACAAGACCCAUUUUAAGAAGACAUUGAGUUGGCAGUUGGCCAAAAUCCUCUUCCCAAAGAGUGGACGACGUGUCAUGGAAUUAUGAAUGUUAAACAAGAUGAGCUACUCCCAGCAGCAGCAGACGAUGCGAGGUCCUAGGUGGAACCGGGCCUUGUCCGACCCUUUAUUUGUGCUGCUCCUGGCCCUCCAGCUGCUGGUAGUGGCAGGACUGGUGCGCGCACAGACGUGCCCCUCUGUCUGCUCCUGUAGCAACCAGUUCAGCAAAGUCAUCUGCACCCGUCGCGGCCUACGAGAAGUCCCAGAUGGCAUCUCGACCAACACGCGCUACCUGAAUCUACAAGAAAAUCUCAUCCAGGUUAUUAAGGUGGACAGUUUCAAGCACCUCAGACACUUGGAAAUUCUUCAGUUGAGUAAAAACCACAUACGCAAGAUUGAGCUGGGAGCCUUCAAUGGACUGGCCAACCUCAAUACCUUGGAGCUUUUUGAUAACCGCCUCACUACCAUCCCAAAUGGGGCAUUUGAGUACCUGUCGAAACUAAAGGAGCUGUGGCUGAGGAAUAAUCCCAUAGAGAGUAUUCCUUCCUAUGCUUUCAACAGAGUGUCCUCAUUACGACGGUUGGACCUUGGGGAGCUCAAACGGCUCUCGUAUAUAUCAGAGGGAGCCUUUGAAGGGCUAAGCAAUCUUCGCUACUUAAAUCUCGGAAUGUGCAACCUGAAAGAAAUCCCCAACCUUAUCCCCUUGGUGAAGCUGGAUGAACUGGAGAUGUCAGGGAACCAGUUAUCCAUCAUCCGGCCGGGCUCUUUUAAAGGGCUGAUCCAUUUGCAAAAGCUAUGGAUGAUGCAUGCCCAGAUCCAGACCAUUGAAAGGAACUCAUUCGAUGAUCUGCAGUCGCUCGUGGAGCUCAACCUAGCCCACAAUAACCUCACCCUCUUGCCCCAUGACCUUUUCACUCCGCUACACCACCUGGAGAGGGUGCACUUGCACCACAACCCGUGGAACUGCAACUGUGACAUACUUUGGUUAAGUUGGUGGCUUAAAGAAAUGGUGCCGGCCAACACGAGCUGCUGUGCGCGCUGCAGCUCACCGUCCCACCACAAAGGGCGAUAUAUUGGCGAGCUGGACCAGAACUACUUUCACUGCUACGCCCCUGUUAUCGUGGAUCCGCCCACUGACUUAAACGUCACCGAAGGAAGCGCUGCCGAGUUAAAAUGUAGAGCCAGUUCUCUGACGUCGGUCAGCUGGAUCACACCAAAUGGUUCCAUAGUAACACACGGCGCGUACAAGGUCCGAAUCUCCGUGUUAAAUGAUGGUACUUUAAACUUCACCAACGUUACCAUGCAGGACACUGGAAUAUAUACUUGCAUGGUCAGCAACUCCGCCGGUAACACGACAGCAUCCGCGACCCUUAAUGUAUCCUCAACGGAGAACAGCAGCUUCAGCUACUUCACCACGGUGACGGUGGAAACCAUAGAGGCGCCACACAACGAAGGCUUCACCACCGGCGUGCAACACAAGGUGGGUCCGACCACGUCGGCUGGAAUGUGGGAGGCCGUAUCGCCCACUUCCACCACCACCACCACCGUCCGGACCACGGUUUCCACCAGGACCACGGAGAAAACCUUCACGGUUACCGUCACCGAGGGAGCGCUGAAUGGCCUGGACGAAGUCAUGAAAACCACCAAGAUAAUCAUCGGCUGCUUCGUGGCUAUCACGCUCAUGGCGGCCGUCAUGCUCAUUAUCUUCUACAAAAUGCGUAAGCAGCACCACCAGCAGAACCACCACGCCCCCACACGCACUAUUGAGAUCAUCAAUGUGGACGAGGACUGCGUGACGGGGGGUCCAGGCAUGGAGGGCCAUCUGACUCUACCUCCUUUAGAGCAUGAGCACCUCAACCACUAUAAUGCUUAUAAGACGGCGUUCAACCAUGCGUCUGCGCUCAACUCCAUACACAGCUCAGUGCACGAACCUUUGCUAAUCCGGGCCAGCUCCAAAGACAAUGUACAAGAGACCCAAAUCUGAACUCGUUCCUUUUUUCUAUUUUUCUUUUCAAAAUGAGACAUUAUGAAGACAACAACUGAAUAAAGAUAGAUGAAACUGAAACCAAGGGACAUUAAUAACAGUUCGUUUUCGCACUGAUGAAAAGACUUCUACGACUUGCUGAACAAUGGUUGGUGGUGUUUAUUCAAUGACUUUGGUAACUAGGAUAUGUCUACUGUUUCAAAAGUGUCUUUACAAAACAAAAGUUAUUUAUUUAUGAAAAAAAAAACAUUGUGGUUAUAUCAAGGUAAAAGUAUUCUGCAUCCUUCUCUUUUUUUUUUUUUUUUUUUUUGUCCCCUAAUGUCAUUUAAUGGGAUUGGUUGAGUCAGGGCAUCCUUCGCCAAGUCUGCACGAAGGAACCGUUCAAACGCAAAAGAAAUCUCUCCGGAUAAAGACGUCAUUACCAUUCAAUGAUUCAUUUUUAAAGGUUUGUUUUGUGUGUGUCGAAUCAUGAUGUUCGUGAAGCAGAGGUCAUUUUGUUAUUCAAGGAAUAUUAUUCACUGCUAUUUAUGACGUGAAAUAUCGCAAUAAUCAUAAAUGCCCAAUAGGUGACCGAAUAAAGCUCAUUCGUUUGGGAACCAAAUACUUUAACCGUAAAUGUUCGUUCCGGCUCACUGGUUUCCUCAAUAGAGUCCAAAAAUAUACAUCUUUUGAAUGUUCGGUUGUGUGUAUGCAUUUUAAAAAUAAAAUAAAUAAAUUUAAAAAAAAGUUAUGUUAUGCAUUUAUCCAAUCUAAAUCUUUUUAUCUUCAUCUACAUGUAUCAAUAAAAAGAAGACAGCUAUUUUGUGUUUAUAAUUUUGUUCAAAAAUAUAUUUCUUAUUUCCCCUUUUUCAUUUAUUUUUCCAAAAUUCAUUCUAAAUUAAGUCAAUAACUUUAUUUGAGACCUUUUUUUUUUUCUCUGUGUGCCAUAUAUUUAUUUGACACCUAUUGGUUCACAAUAUAAAUGCAUUUAAAUGCUGUGUGAACAGUGAAUCCUCAACAUUUACAGCGGAAUCCCUGGUCUCGUCCGCAGGACCGAUAGCUGUCAGGAAGUGAGGGAAAAGCUUGAGCACUUUUAAUGAAGCGGGUGAGCAGCUUGACUCUGUCACAUUUCCACAUGAGCUGUACCUGGCUCCCCCGGAUUUGUUCUCUCGUCGGUUGUUGGCCCUGAGCUGCGAGAGGCUUCAUGUGUGGGCACAGACAUCAAGCAGAUGUUAGCAUCGCACCUGCCUUCUCCUUCAGCACAUUUUAAUUGAUGUUCCUUUUGGUUUGUGUCGACUGCGGUUUCGCUGUGUCCAGAAGUCGAUACGAAGUCUGUAAACCUCACCCUUUUUGCAUCCCAAAUGAAUGAGCUUGCUUCAAUACAUUCAUAAUUUCAAUCGAAUUGAAAAAUUUGAAACAAUAAAUGUAAUGCGCAUCACUACAUUGAAUGAAAGUCGACCAGGUUCCAGCCUCUUUUUCCCCAGUAUUUAUUCCACAUUUCAUUCUUGCACCCGCUUCAGUGUAAGAAACUUUUAUUUUUUAAUAUUUUUUUUUCAAGCUCAUGUACAUUUGUGCCAAACAAUAACCUAAUUUGUGAAGUAAGACCACUGCAACAAGACGACUCCAUCCUUUGCCCGCACACGUAUUGAAUCUUUGCACUCGUGGCACAAACUCUAUGACCAUAUAUCUCUAUCGUACCAUGUUUCCAUGAACUCAUUAUUUCUCCUCUCGCCGAAGGUGAGCUUCAAGACGAUUCAUAUUUGUAAGAUAUUUUUUUAACACUAUGGUUUCCACAUUUUCUGAGAGGGAAUGCUCUGCUUUUAGUAGAUUUCUAUAAAAUGCAUUUGGGAGUAGGAAAAAAAAAAUGUUUUAUUUAAAUUUGUUUUCUGUGCCACAUCCUGCUUUUAAAGUGACAAGUAAAAAAAAAAAAAAAUGAUUUCAACAUCAACCUUCUUUCACAACCUUUAAGAGAUAUGGAGUUUGAUUAUAGAGACCAGAGUUUGUAGUACAUACACAAAAUAUGGUUAAAAAUAAAGUA
Synchiropus splendidus (mandarinfish) is the source of this 5662-nucleotide messenger RNA. It is a transcript of the gene lrrc4ca, whose product is annotated as leucine rich repeat containing 4C, genome duplicate a. Gene Ontology annotation, cellular component: plasma membrane; postsynaptic density membrane; glutamatergic synapse. The record is from RefSeq and is a predicted model, not a curated record. Gene Ontology annotation, molecular function: cell-cell adhesion mediator activity. The transcript is spliced from 4 exons. Bases 1711 to 3645 code for a protein of 644 amino acids. Gene Ontology annotation, biological process: synaptic membrane adhesion; modulation of chemical synaptic transmission; regulation of axonogenesis. NCBI's taxonomy places the organism in Eukaryota, Metazoa, Chordata, Actinopteri, Syngnathiformes, Callionymidae.